This is a messenger RNA of Brienomyrus brachyistius, 2988 nucleotides long. RefSeq names its product phosphodiesterase 1C, calmodulin-dependent b (gene pde1cb). NCBI's taxonomy places the organism in Eukaryota, Metazoa, Chordata, Actinopteri, Osteoglossiformes, Mormyridae. The record is from RefSeq and is a predicted model, not a curated record. Bases 348 to 2513 code for a protein of 721 amino acids. The transcript is spliced from 18 exons. Gene Ontology annotation, molecular function: 3',5'-cyclic-nucleotide phosphodiesterase activity. Gene Ontology annotation, biological process: signal transduction.
AAAGCACAACUUCUAUGCGACUGCAUCCGAUGCGACCGAAGGGACAGCGGCUUUCCCGAGCUGCGAGUGAGGAAUACAUCGCCAAGAGAGGGGAAUCCGAGAGUAGCGCGUCAUUUCAAUAAUGAAGGAAACGGAUCUCAGCGCUCAAACAGGCUGAGAAGGAAAUACAGCCUAUAGAAAAUACGAAAAUAUAUCUGUAAUCGUUGAAGCUGUAGGCUACAGGUCUUAUAAUACAUAGCUAAUGAUCGCACAAGACAGAUCCUGUGCGCAGCAAUUUAAACAGCAAACUUUAAAUGGAGGAUCUUUCCAUUUAAUCCAACUUCAUCAGCUCAUCAGGGUGCACAGCCAUGGGCUCCGUCACAUCGGCGCUGACUAAAGCCAAGAACUCCACUGUCAAGGUGUCAUCCGAGCUGCAGCACGACCGGGAGCGAAGCCGCUCGGUGCGAGGGAAGAGGAGUGCGGCUCGGGCUGCCGCGCUUCCAGAUCAGCCGCCGCCUGGAGCACGAAACACGCCGAUGGCAUCGCCCACCGAUGGCAUCGCUGCACUCGCCAACGAGGAUGGGGAGAGCGCCGCCCGGCCCCUGGCCCGCUUCGCCCGAUCUAAAUCUCAGAAUGCCCUGUGGAACGCCAUCACAUCUGGGAUGGGCAUCAAGGACCGGGACCGGGACCAGGCGAAUCGGGAGGCGCCAGCGGACCCGCGGAGUCCGGAGGAGAUCCUAGCAGAGGACCCACCAACCGCUGACCGGCCGGACGCCACCGAGAAGACAGCUCUCAGACUGCGAUGUCUGGUGAAGCAGCUGGAGAGGGGAGAGGCCUCUGUUGUGGACCUGAAGAAGAACCUGGAGUAUGCAGCCUCAGUGCUGGAGUCUGUGUACAUCGAGGAGACCAGGCGGCUGGUGGACACAGAGGACGAGCUCAGCGACAUCCAGUCAGACUCGGUACCAUCGGAGGUGCGGGACUGGCUGGCGUCCACUUUUACGCGGCAGAUGGGCCUGAUGCUGCGGCGGACAGAGGAGAAGCCUCGAUUUCGGAGCAUCGUACAUGCCGUGCAGGCUGGGAUAUUCGUGGAGAGGAUGUACAGGCGAACCUCAAACAUGGUGGGCCUGAGUUACCCCACCUCCGUCAUAGCUGUCCUUAAGAACACUGACAAGUGGUCAUUCGAUGUGUUCAGCCUGAACGAUGCCAGCAGUGACCAUGCAUUAAAAUUCAUAUUUUAUGACUUGCUCACAAGAUAUGACCUGAUCAACCGCUUUAAGAUCCCCAUCUCUGCCCUGGUGUCCUUCGUGGAGGCGUUGGAGGUGGGCUACAGCAAACACAAGAACCCGUAUCACAACCUGAUACACGCCGCCGACGUAACUCAGACGGUGCACUACCUUCUGCUGAAGACGGGGAUGGUGCACUGGCUCACGGAGCUGGAGAUAUUCGCGAUGAUCUUCGCCGCGGCCAUCCACGACUACGAGCACACCGGGACCACCAACAACUUCCACAUACAGACCAGAUCAGACACUGCCAUAUUGUACAAUGACAGGGCAGUGCUCGAAAGCCACCAUGUAAGUGCGGCAUACCGCCUCCUACAGGACGACGACGAAAUGAACAUCCUGUACAAUUUAUCGAAGGAUGACUGGAGAGAGCUGAGGGCCCUGGUGGUGGAGAUGGUCCUGGCCACAGACAUGUCCUGCCACUUCCAGCAGGUCAAAGCCAUGAAGAACUCCCUGCAACAACCCGAAGGGAUCGACAAGCCCAAAGCCUUAUCUCUGUUGCUGCACACUGCUGACAUCAGCCACCCAGCCAAACACUGGGACCUGCAUCAUCGCUGGACCAUGUCCCUGCUGGAGGAGUUCUUCAGGCAGGGCGAUAAGGAGGCGGAGCUUGGACUGCCCUUCUCCCCGCUGUGUGACCGCAAGUCCACCAUGGUGGCCCAGUCCCAGAUUGGGUUCAUCGACUUUAUCGUGGUUCCCACAUUCACUGUGCUGACGGACAUGGCAGAGAAUAUCGUCACGCCGCUCAUCGACGAGGCCUCGCACUCGGGUCUGGCAGGAUUCCGUCGCUCCAGUCUUAACAGCAUCAAUUCUGCCGAUGCGAAGCGAUACACCGCAAAGACCACCGGUUCCGACGGGGGCACGUCCCUAAACUGCUCCCUGCUCAGUGUCGACCUCAAGAUCUUCAAAUCCCUGUGGAGCGUCGAGGUGGCCCAGAACCGGGAGAAGUGGCAGGCCCAGGCAGCCAAAGACCUGGAGGAGAAGACCAAGCGUGAAGCAGAGGAGGAGGCUAGGCAUGGGGUUGAAGAGGAAGUCAGACAUGAGACAGAGGAGGAAUCCCAGGCAACCCAGCCUGGGCUGGUUGGCCAGAAGCUCCAGAACCGAGAGCUGAACAGACCACCGGACAGAACUGCCAAGAACCACAUGGACACUGACAACCCAGAUCCGACGCAGCGGACAGACAACGGAGAAAUUCAAGAGAAACCCAACUCUCCGACUACAGAGGACAGAUCAACCGAUCCCGAACCAGAAUGAGGGGGGACCUGGGUCCCUCCCCCCCUCGCAAGACAGACUGCUCAUCUCCAAACCCCCAAGUACUUCUCCCUCCCUCCUGCCAUUCGGUAACCGAUGACUACAGGCAUUUAGAAAAGCCGCCAGAAUCGGCACGGCAACCCGUGAGACGGAGACGGUUAAGGCACCAAGGAGUGCAGUCUCUGUAGGACUCAGCAAUGCUGAGCGAUCGAUGGGAACAACCACCCCAGGCUCCCUGCUGUUACUAUUAUUAUUAUUAUUAUUAUUAUUUCAUUUGGUUGCUGUAACUUAUUAUUUCUUAUUUUAUAAACUCAUUUUAUCAUUUAUUGCUGAUGAGUGACGUCUAUCACCAGUAAUAUUAUGCUUUUUCGUAAUAUAAAGUGAGUGAAGUACUGGCUCUUUGUGUUAAGAACUGCAACAUACCUGUGAUAUAAUGCCUGUUAUAUGUAAGCCUGCCCCCCCCCCCCCCCCCAUCUCC